Messenger RNA from Rattus rattus (black rat), 1700 nucleotides. RefSeq names its product splA/ryanodine receptor domain and SOCS box containing 2 (gene Spsb2). The coding region runs from base 686 to 1480 and encodes 264 amino acids. The record is from RefSeq and is a predicted model, not a curated record. Gene Ontology annotation, biological process: protein ubiquitination; proteasome-mediated ubiquitin-dependent protein catabolic process; intracellular signal transduction. The transcript is spliced from 3 exons. Gene Ontology annotation, cellular component: SCF ubiquitin ligase complex. Gene Ontology annotation, molecular function: protein binding. NCBI's taxonomy places the organism in Eukaryota, Metazoa, Chordata, Mammalia, Rodentia, Muridae.
CACACACACACACACACACACAGUUUAACUUACUGGUAGCAUUAUGUGAUUUUUAAACUGUUAUCAGUAGACAUCCAAGGAGGUCAAACUUCAAUGACAAUCUCUCCAUGAUAACGCAGAUAGUAGUCUAACUUCACUCAGAACUAACCCUCAAAGCACACAUCCUCUAGACAACGUGCCCCUAGUAGUCCCAUUACUCAGGAGGCUGAAGCAGGAGGAUGAAUGGUUACCCCUUCAGCCACAUAGGGAGACAGGCAGGGAACAAUCUCAAUCCCUAUGUUCUCCUGAACGGGAGCAGUAGGUCAGGAAGGGUGUGAAGGCCUUUUCCUAAUCUCAGGAUCGACUUGCUCAGGCAGCGCAAAGGUCUCCAGUGGAGAAGGCUCCACACACGCAGAAUCCAAGGCGGUGACGUCAUCAAAGGGUUAAUUCUAGGCUGGGAUGGGGGGAGGGCGGGGCACGCAGCUGUCAGGUGGCUUCGGAAAAAUAAACUGCUGGGAGUCCUGGGAGGGACAAGAGAUUACCCACCCAGAGUGUGCCCCACAAAGCAUGAGCGCUUGUCCACAUUUGAAGUCAUCACACACUCCUUGCCUGAAUUCUUUGCAGACGGGGACGAUCCGGAGCUCAACUUUCAAAAGACAGACGCCCCAACAAGCCUGUUUUGAGAAGUUCUUCAGCUGCUCACCUCAUGGGCCAGACGGCCCUGGCAAGGGGCAGCAGCAGCACCCCUAGCUCGCACGCUCUGUACUCUGACUUAUCUCCUCCCGAGGGCUUGGAGGAGCUCCUGUCCGCACCCCCUCCUGACCUAGGGGCCCAACGACACCACGGCUGGAACCCCAAGGAUUGCUCCGAGAACAUCGAUGUCAAGGAAGGGGGACUGUGCUUUGAGCGGCGCCCUGUGGCCCAGAGCACUGAUGGAGUCCGGGGGAAGAGGGGCUAUUCGAGAGGCCUGCAUGCCUGGGAGAUCAGCUGGCCCCUGGAGCAAAGGGGAACACACGCCGUGGUGGGCGUGGCCACCGCCCUCGCCCCGCUGCAGGCUGACCACUAUGCGGCGCUUUUGGGCAGCAACAGCGAGUCCUGGGGCUGGGAUAUUGGGAGGGGAAAAUUGUAUCAUCAGAGUAAGGGCCUUGAGGCCCCCCAGUACCCAGCCGGACCUCAGGGUGAGCAGCUAGUGGUGCCAGAGAGACUGUUGGUGGUUCUGGACAUGGAGGAGGGAACUCUGGGCUACUCUAUUGGGGGCACGUACCUGGGACCAGCCUUCCGUGGACUGAAGGGGAGGACCCUUUAUCCCUCUGUAAGUGCUGUUUGGGGACAGUGCCAGGUCCGCAUCCGCUACCUGGGCGAAAGAAGAGCGGAGGAACCACAAUCCCUUCUGCACCUGAGCCGCCUGUGUGUGCGCCAUGCUCUGGGGGACACCCGGCUGGGUCAAAUAUCCAGUCUGCCAUUGCCCCCUGCCAUGAAACGCUAUCUACUCUACAAAUGACCCUGUGGCACAGGGUGUGCUGGCACCCUACCGUGGGGACAGGUGGAGGCGCGCUGCUGGCCUAGACAACUUAAAAGCUGGAGCUGAGGGAAGGAGGCUGGACCCCUUCACUACCCCUUUUCACAGGAACAAGACAUAGAAAUGAUACUAUAGGCUAUGGCAGCCUUGGACAAAAGGUUUUUGAAGUAAAAAAAAAAAAAAGAGAUAUAUUGUCACAGAA